Messenger RNA from Penicillium alfredii, 480 nucleotides. RefSeq names its product thioredoxin family protein. NCBI's taxonomy places the organism in Eukaryota, Fungi, Ascomycota, Eurotiomycetes, Eurotiales, Aspergillaceae. The record is from RefSeq and is a predicted model, not a curated record. The annotation marks the transcript as partial. The transcript has 2 exons.
AUCAAACCUCCCACUGUGGCCUCUUUCCGGCUUUCUUCCAGACUCUCCACCUCCGUCCUUCGAGCUUCUUCUCCUCUGCUUACGGUCCGCUCUGCUCCCGCUCGACCUUUUUCCAGCACGCCGAUUUCCCGCUUUUCGCAGUCGAUUCCCAAAAUGGGUGUCACUCAGAUCGCCACUGCCGACGAGUUCAAGGAGAAGGUCCUGGAAUCAGAGGACCGCGUCGUCGUCGACUUCUUCGCCACGUGGUGUGGUCCCUGCAAGGCCAUCGCCCCCGCCGUCGAGAAGCUCAGCAACGAGAACGCCACCCUCAAGUUCUACAAGGUCGACGUUGACGAGCUCGCCUCUGUCGCUGCCGACCUCGGCAUCUCGGCGAUGCCUACUUUUGCUUUCUUCAAGGGCGGCGAGCGCCUCGGUGAACUGACUGUUCGCGGUGCGAACCCGCCUGCUAUCAAAGCUGCUGUCCAGGAGCUUGCUGCAUAG